AUGUUGUUUUUCGCGUGACGCAACUGGCCACCUGUCCCAUAGCAGCACACCGGUGUCCCAGAACCAAUUUACAAAGCCAUGGCGUCGACCUACCACUACCGGCUACCAUAUCCUCUCCCAUUGACUGCUGCACCCCCAGCGUCCGCAUCCCGCUGCCGCUUCCCGAUGGCCUCCAGCGCCCCCCUCGGGGUCACGGUGUCCACAUCAGAGAGUGUUGGUCAGAAUGACUUGCUGAUUGUCGGGCCUGGUGUGCUUGGUCGAAUCGUAGCUGAGAAAUGGCGACAGGAGCAUCCAGAUUGCAAAAUUUAUGGCCAGACUGCAACCACAGAUCAUCACAGUGAACUAACUAAAAUUGGGAUAAUUCCCUCCCUGAAGGGACCCAGAGUUGAUCAGAAAGUUCCGUACGUUAUUUUCUGUGCUCCUCCAUAUCGCACGGAUGAUUACCCUGGGGAUCUUAGGAUCAACUUAAAUUCAAAGAGAAACAGAUGGAUGGGGCAUGCACUAUUUGCAGGAACUGCACAUGGACACACAAAUUUGACUGCUUUUUUUGGAGGAGUUGCUGCAUCAAACUGGAGUGGGGAAGGCUCUUUCCUGUUUACAUCAAGUACUGCCGUGUAUGACUGCAAUGACAAUGGAUUUUGUGGCGAGGAUUCUCCUUGUGUGCCGAUUGGUAUGAGUCCUCGGACUGACGUCCUCCUAAAAGCAGAAAAUGUCGUCCUCGAGGCAGGAGGCUGUGCCCUGAGGCUAGCAGGGCUUUAUAAAAAGGAUCAAGGUCCUCAUGUUUUCUGGUUGUCAAAAGGAACUGUAGAUGCACGACCAGAUCUCAUAAUCAGUAUGAUCCAUUAUGAAGAUGCUGCUUCGCUUGGAAUUGCCAUCAUGAAGAGGAGACUUCGCGGGCGUGUCUUUGUGGGCUGUGACAACCAACCUCUGUCCAGGCAAGAAAUAAUGGACCGUGUUAACAGGAGCGGGAAAUUUGAUGGCAAGUUUGAGGGCUUCACAGGUACAGACGGUCCAUUGGGGAAGAGGAUGGAUAAUUCCAAAACUCGGGCUGAGAUCGGCUGGGAGCCCAAAUAUCCUAGUUUCACAGAAUUCCUUGGUCUCAGCAAUUGACAUCUUGCCAGCUGCAACAUCCCUCUGAUUCCAUAUGUAAAUCAAUACCGAUUUGAUAGCAGAUACAAUCUGCAUUAUGAAUUUCUUCGACAGUUGUCCUAAAGUUCCUCCUCCUUAUGUUAGUGUAAGCAUGAGUAGGUACCUCCAAAGUUAUCUGGACUCUUUGAUCGGUAUUAAGUUCAAUACAAAUAUAGAUCCAAGCAAA
Messenger RNA from Triticum aestivum (bread wheat), 1315 nucleotides. RefSeq lists its product as uncharacterized. The record is from RefSeq and is a predicted model, not a curated record. Bases 79 to 1110 code for a protein of 343 amino acids. The transcript has 10 exons. Lineage: Eukaryota; Viridiplantae; Streptophyta; Magnoliopsida; Poales; Poaceae.